AUGAAGACCCGUCGCGUGUUGCCUUUACUAAUUGCCAUGAUUGGACUUUAUCGUGGCUUGGCUGCUCCGCAGACAAUUCAGGCAUCCCGUCGGGCUUUCACAAAAACUGGCAAAACUCUGCGAGCGACCGUGGAAAACGGCAAAAACAAUGCCAAAACGGUGUCCCAGAACCUCGCCGCCAAAAAUGCCAAACUGGAAGCCGCCGCCUCCAGUGGCAGCAUCUGGUCGAUUCCCAAGGACCAUCCGUUCGCCUUUCAGCUGUUUGUGGCAACCGCAAAGACGGCGGCUGCCGAUUUAAUGGUACAAAUGGUGGCCGAAGGGAAGACUCUGUCGGAAGUAGACUGGAAGCGCAACGGUAUUUUUGUCGUCUUUGGUUGCGCCUAUCUGGGCGGCUUCCAGUGGUGGAUCAUGGUAAACAAGUACCGUCAGUGGUUCCCCACUAUGGAUCGUUUUGCCAAGCUAUCCUUUGCCGAUAAACUCAAGGACAAGGCCGGGAUUCUGGAUGCCGGGCGGAUGGUAUUGUUUGAUCUGUUUGUGCAUUUGCCCUUUAUGUACUUCCCAACGUACUACACCGUCAAGGAAUUUGUUGGUGGCAAAAGCUGGAAUCCGGCGGAUUGGGUCAAGGACGGAGUAGGGAAAUACGCCAACAAUAUCCAGGACGAUUUGGCGGCCAUGGUCAAACUUUGGGGACCCAGUGACUGCAUUCAAUUUAUUUUACCGUUGCAUCUGCGUAUGCCCUUUCGUCACAUUGUAUCCUUCUUCUGGACCGCCUACGUUUCGUUUACCCGUGGUGCAAUUGAACCGGCGGGCGUACCCUUACCUACCAAAUAG
This is a messenger RNA of Phaeodactylum tricornutum CCAP 1055/1, 831 nucleotides long. RefSeq lists its product with no specific name. NCBI's taxonomy places the organism in Eukaryota, Bacillariophyta, Bacillariophyceae, Surirellales, Neidiaceae. Gene Ontology annotation, cellular component: membrane; cytoplasm. The transcript has a single exon. The coding region runs from base 1 to 831 and encodes 276 amino acids. The record is from RefSeq and is a predicted model, not a curated record.